This is a messenger RNA of Trifolium pratense (red clover), 405 nucleotides long. RefSeq lists its product as uncharacterized. The coding region runs from base 25 to 405 and encodes 126 amino acids. Lineage: Eukaryota; Viridiplantae; Streptophyta; Magnoliopsida; Fabales; Fabaceae. Gene Ontology annotation, molecular function: zinc ion binding. The record is from RefSeq and is a predicted model, not a curated record. The transcript is spliced from 2 exons.
AAUAAUUCCCAAUCUCAUUCUUCCAUGUCUGUACCUUCGUCGUCAGUUUCUCGCCGGGGAAGAUUGUGUCGUUGCGGCUUUCAUACUAUACUUUUGACUGCAAAAAAGGGUAUUCAUGCAGGGAGACAGUUCUGGAGGUGUCCAUUUUGGAUGAUGCCAACCACAUGUAAUAUGUUUAUUUGGGUUGAUGAAGAAGAUGAGAUCUUUGAUGUUGAUGAAGUUGACGAUGGCAGAAUUGAUGCACUGUCAAAGUUUUUUUUAGGGGUUAUUGAAGAUGGAAGGAAGAAAACUGAAGAAGUUGAAAAGAAAUUUAAUGAUCAGAGGAUGACGGUCAAAAUUGUAGUGACUUUAUUGGUGUUGUCUAUGUUAAUGAAUGUUGUGUUUCUAAUGAACUGCUACUGCUAG